Aspergillus piperis CBS 112811 is the source of this 1565-nucleotide messenger RNA. Its product is annotated as peroxisomal membrane protein PEX16. The record is from RefSeq and is a predicted model, not a curated record. The coding region runs from base 233 to 1384 and encodes 383 amino acids. Gene Ontology annotation, biological process: peroxisome organization. Gene Ontology annotation, cellular component: peroxisomal membrane. NCBI's taxonomy places the organism in Eukaryota, Fungi, Ascomycota, Eurotiomycetes, Eurotiales, Aspergillaceae. The transcript has 4 exons.
AUUUCUUGGCAAGCACCCGACACGUGCCUUAGCCGCUACCCUGGUGCCUACCUCGGCCUACCUCUCCCUACCCACCCGGAACUAGUUCACGCCGUAGAUGAAGUCGUUCAUCCAGCCCAGCUGACACGACUGGGUACGCUUGGGGGGGACCUCCACUCAUAUUCUUUCAAGCCACUUCUUGAUAUCAAGGACAUUAAGCCCAUCCUAUAUUUUCCAUGGUUUUGCCCUGAAUAUGGAGUCAUCAUGGCGCGCCCAAAACCCGAUACCUGCCGCACUGUUGCAACCUUCCAAAUGGCUCCCACUGUACGAGGAGUUCGUGACGAAGAAUGCUAGUUCUGUGGGCCAAGUGGAGUCCGCGUUGAGGUCUCUAACAUACAUCAUCCCAGGACGAUACCGAGAUUCGGAGAUAAGCUCAGAGUGCGUGCAUUCAGGGGUACAGCUUCUGUCUCUCUACCAUGACUCUUUGGUUUCGCGAGUCAUUUCUAGGCUACCUUCAACGAUCCCGCGGCCUACACCAUCACCUCAUGCGCGCUACACGAAGUAUUGGACCUCCCACUCUUCACUGUAUCAGAGGAUCGCCAUCGCACUACAGAUGAUUCAGUAUACGGAACUGCUGUGGGAGAUGGCGGCUCGGCGUCGUGGAGAGAAGGUGCGCUGGCGUGUCAUCGUCCUAAUCGAAGCCGCUAAGGCCAUCUGUCGCCUGUUGCUCCUUCGUCUCACCAACUCUAGACCAUUAGUCAGUCCUCCACUUCCUGAACGGGAAGUAGAUCCCAGAUCGCUGGAAGAGGAGGACAAUAGCGACUGGAAUGGCAUGCAGACACCUGUUAGCGAAAAGUCGUCGGAUUUGUGCUGGACCAUGCCUCGCACAGGCCUGUCGCUUCCUUCUCUGCCUAAUGUGGACGACCUUUCGAACUAUUUGAUAUCUAAAGUACUCACGGCCGACGAUAUCAAGCCACCGAAAACGCUGUUGCACCGAGUCACUGGCCAGGGCCAAUUCGCUGAGAUUCUAUACAUCCUCCGACCAGUAGUCUAUGCGCUCAUGCUGCAACGAUACUGCAAAGACAGGCGGAGUUGGAAACCCUGGCUCAUUGGGUUCGGCAUGGAGUAUGGCUGUCGACAACUAGCCAAAGCUGAUCUUCGCGAAAGAGUUGCAGGCGGCCUUCGGGGAUUGACCGGGCUGGAGCGGGAGGAACUGAAGAAGAGAGGUUGGGCGAUGGGUUGGUGGUUUAUGCGUGGGGCUUUCUAUGAAAACAUUACCAAGUCCUGGUUGAAAGGCCUGACCGGCAAGAUGAGGGGCAAACCUCUGCUUGAUUUGGUAGGCAGUGUCAUUGAUGAUUACGAGUAUCUUUGGGACAACUACUACUUUGCGACUACAACACUGUGAAGUUCGCUGUGUUCUGCCAGCGUCAGAUGUUUCUGCCAUUUUUGCCAGCAUUUUGCUUUACCUCGGGAGCCUCCUGUACCUUCACACAGCCCGUCUUCUCGUACUUAACUUAGAUACCCGAUGGCUUACCAUCCCCAAGCUAUCCCCUUUUAAUAUGUUAAACCGCUAUAUUCUGUUUUUG